UUUAUGAAUUGCCUUUCUUUCCCUCCGAUUUGAUAGAGCUUUCCUUUUUCUAUUUGCGUUUGGCUUGUUCAGCUUUGUUUCUGUGUUCUUGUUAUGAAUGUUGGUGAUACCCUUUUUUUUGAUGUUGGAUUUUGUUUUCUUGGUUUUAGUCUGUUCCUGUUGCUGUUGUUGUUUCGGAUGCGGCCUUUCACGUGUUCUGCUUCGAAAUUGCUGCUUAAGAGAGAAGACAGGUUUAAAUCUGGAUAUCUGGUAUCUGUGAUGUGGCUGGGACGUCGUGGGUGCAGGUGGGGAAUUGCGUUGUCUAGACUACUUCAUGCUUUUUACCUUACCUUCUAGAAAGAAGAGGGGAGAUUAAGACGAGAGAAGAGAAAUUUAGAUAGAGCAUCAUCUUUAGCUUUGGCAGAAGAUCCUUGCUUAUGCAAGAGAAAAUAUGCUAAUUAACCAUGAGAAA
Molecule: messenger RNA, 451 nt
Organism: Aspergillus homomorphus CBS 101889
Lineage: Eukaryota; Fungi; Ascomycota; Eurotiomycetes; Eurotiales; Aspergillaceae
Exons: 1
Coding region: 94-336 (80 amino acids)
Source: RefSeq, a predicted model, not a curated record